Messenger RNA from Fusarium odoratissimum NRRL 54006, 5320 nucleotides. RefSeq lists its product as uncharacterized. Gene Ontology annotation, molecular function: ATP binding; DNA binding; ATP hydrolysis activity. NCBI's taxonomy places the organism in Eukaryota, Fungi, Ascomycota, Sordariomycetes, Hypocreales, Nectriaceae. The record is from RefSeq and is a predicted model, not a curated record. The coding region runs from base 167 to 3640 and encodes 1157 amino acids. Gene Ontology annotation, cellular component: nucleus. The transcript has 2 exons.
GUUCAUUCGCAUCAAGACAAAGGCACGCCUCGCAUUGGAAUCUUUUCUCUAUCACUAUAAGACUCCACUAAAUCUUGUUUCCUUCUCUCAUCCUAAGAAUCCAUAUUGCGGUGUUACAUUCGUGAAAUGGUGGUUUAACGGCAAGCUUAAAGCCUUUGACGCAUCAAUGGGAUCGGUCUUGGUCGAAAGGAUGGCCCAGGAAGGCAUGAGGGAACCUGAGGUGAAGAAAGUCCAUCCUUUCUUUACUAAAGGUCCUGCUGCCGACGUUGCCAACCCUCCGAACAGCGCAGAACCAUCGCCUAAAUUUUUGAGCAGCGAAACUCUUCACGAAGACGCUGAGCCCGUGCCAGAAGCUCAAAACGGUAGAAGACGUCGAAAGGCCGACGCGACCCUCCCACAUGAUGCGCCUGGACCGAAGAGACCACGACGAAAGCGCCAGGGUGAUGCAGCUCCAAGCAACUCGAACGCGACUAUUGAGCAGAGUCUUGGAAUCAAGCUUACGGAGCCCGUCUCUGCCAAACCGGAACCCGAACCGACGAAUAUCGCACCUAUAAAACCCAUCGAGACCACUUCGCAAUCCAAUACUUCCAGCAAUACGGAUCCCAAUGUCAAGGGCAAAGUACUGAAAUGGAACCCGAAGACAGGGACAUUGGGAUCACCCCCAAAGCUCAAAUCGAAGAGCCCUCCGUCUCGCAUGGUGUGCGUGAAAUAUGGACGUGACGAUGCCAACCGAAAGGAUAUGGGGGAUAAGAUAACCCAGAUCCUGGAAGGCAAGAUAUUGUUCCCACCAACACCACCAAAGAGACGAGGAAGGAAGGCGAAAGAGGACUGUAUAACCAAAAUCGAGGAUAUCUCGAGGACUACACACCCAUUUUUUACUGGGAAGGCAAAGCAAAACACGAAAACGGAAAGCCAAUCUGCUUCCAAAGGGCACUCAGCUUCGGCACGACAGACCGUAUUUAUGUCCACGCCAAUGUCUCCUAAAAAGCCUCGCAAUCCAUUUUUAGUGAACAAGCAACCCCCACGGUUUGGCGUCAAGACUGGCGUUACUAAGGUGCCCGGGGCUAUGCAGCCUCUGUGGCCAGCGAAGGGAAUGGCUCAUGUUCGUGGUUUUGACCUCGAACUUAAUUCGACAUUAUUAUCAUCCGAGGAGCAUAUGGAUAAAAAGUCCAAAGGUUCUACUGUCACAAUCACCCCCGACGAGUCAGUGCUGGACAGGUUCUGUGCCAAUAUGGAUAUUGCUGCUAUCCGAGAAUCACUGCCUAGGAAUCACGAUAGUUUUGAACCCGCGCCUAAGGAACUACGAACCCCUAACCGGCACUUUGAAAGUGGACGAAAACUUCAAAAACGUGUCCGGUCAGAACUCAGAACCCUACGGCUGGCGAGCACCGCUGAUAAUGAUGAUGUGAUGAUGGGCGACACAUCCGAGGUCUCUGCAAGAAGAACACACCCCGCAGUCAACCGGUUAUACGAAAUGCUUGAGACUAGCCUUUCUGCAUAUGAUAGAUCAACGUGUGAGUCUCUGGCCUGGACGCAGAAGUACGCUCCAACUGCAGCAUCAGAGAUCCUGCAGGCUGGAAAAGAGGCCCUCCUACUGAGGGACUGGUUACAAACACUGAAAGUUCAGUCUGUAACUACAACAACCGAUAAUGCAGCAACCAAAGGAAAGCCAAAAACAAAAGCAGCACCGAAAAAGAAGAGAAAGAAGGAUGAGCUGGAUGAUUUUAUUGUCAAUAGCGAAGAGGAAGCAAACGAGAUGGAUGAGAUCUCUGAAAACGAGCACGAUUGGGCACCUGCCGGCUCAGGAUUGCUGAAGACAGUCGUUCGAAAUGGCGACUCUGCAAAGGAGCAGGGAAGACUGACGAAUGCCGUGGUUAUCAGUGGUCCUCAUGGGAGUGGCAAGUCGGCGACGAUUUACGCAAUAGCCAAAGAAUUGGGAUUCGAAAUUUUCGAAAUCAACUCUGCAAGUAGACGAAAUGGCAAGGAUAUCUUGGAGAAGGUUGGCGACAUGACACGAAAUCACCUUGUUCAGCAACACCGCGCAGAUCCCGGUUCUGGAACCACGGAGGAAGAUGAGAUUUCUCGGGAUUUGAAGUCAGGGAAGCAAGGCAUGAUGACUGCUUUUUUCCAAAAGUCAAGAGUCUCCAAACCACCAGCCAAGAAACCCGUCGAGGAGAAGUUGCCCGAAACAACAAAAGCCAGCUCGGCUAAGAGCCAGAAGCAGUCAUUAAUUCUGCUGGAAGAAGUUGACGUCUUAUACGAGGAAGACAAGCAAUUUUGGGCAACACUGAUGGGAAUGAUGGCACAAUCGAAACGACCAUUCAUCAUGACCUGUAACGACGAAAGCCUGGUGCCUCUCCAGAGCCUUGACCUCCAUGGCAUUUUCCGAUUCGCACCUCCACCUAUGGAUCUUGCUGUCGACCUCUGUCUUCUCGCCGCAGCUAACGAAGGGCACAUUCUACGACGCACAGCUGUUGAGGCCUUGUACAAGUCUAGAAAUAACGACCUCAGGUCCUCGCUAACAGAACUCAACUACUGGUGCCAGAUCGGGGUCGGGGAUCGCAAGGGAGGAUUCGAUUGGUUCUGCCUGCGAUGGCCCAAAGGGACCGACCUAGACGAAAACGGCGAUGUAGUACGAGUGCUGAGUGAGGACACUUAUUGCAAGGGCAUGGGCUGGAUUGGUCGUGACCUGAUCGCUACCUGCCCUGAUCCAUUGGAGUCAGAAGAGGAGGCAAUGAAACAGGCGUGGGACUCGUGGGCAUUAGACAUGGGCGAGUGGGACACUACACUGGAUUUGCCGUCAUGGGCCGAUGGUGUCUCUCAACAUAUAUCGCAACGAAGCCAGAGGCUCGAGGCACUUGCGGCCUUUGAUGAGUUCUGCACCUCAAUGAGCGAUGCAGAUCUCUUGACAAGCGGCACUUUGGGGAUCAGAUUUCAGGUGAUGAUCGAUCCGGAACUGCCUGAAAUGCCAAUCAAGAUGCGAGACGAUUUCAUCAUCGGAAGUCGUCUUCUUGAGGCAGACCCCAAGGUGAUGCCGUCCUCACCCAGUGUCAACCUCUCCUUGUCUCUCAGGUCCCUAGCAAGGCAAAGCCUUAUGCAUGCUUCACCCACACUCAAUACUCCCAAGACUCUCCUCGAACCACUCACAGAGAAGCGAGUGGUUGAGUCCCUUGGCCACUCAUUUGAGCCUCAAACCGCGCCGCUGAGCCGCAUGGACCUUGCGUAUGCAUUCGAUCCUAUUGCCAUAAAUGAGAAGAUAUCAGCGGCCAGUUAUCUUGACCCAUCAGUGUUUGACAGGACCACAAAACUCAUCGUCCUAGACGUGGCGCCAUGGGUACGCGGGAUCGUGGAGUUUGACAACACGCUGAUGCAAGAGCGGCUUAAGUUGAGUAACCUCCUAAGCGAGGGGGGCAAGCGGAAGAGGAUGCGCACGACACGCAGUGCAUAUUCAGCUAUGGAAGGGGGCGAGAGGAGGAAUACACGUCGUGAGAGGUACUUUGGAGACACCCUCAACACGGUCUUUGUGAGACGUACCGCCGGCAAGGGCUGGCAGGAUGCUGUGGAGAGAACAGCGCCAAGGGAGACAACAGGGAGUCUACCCAACAGUUCACCGCCGUCCUCGCCAGCAUCAAGCAUUUAACGAGGGCAGAACUCUGAGUGGGUUAUGCCGUAUAUUCUAAACGCGAAUUGACUUGGAAGGAUCAUGAUACAUACGCAUAUAGGUCGGCAAGCUUGGUUUUUGGGGAGUCUCCUAUGCGCGAUUGCAUAGCACAGUCUCAGAAUUACGCAUAUUAUAGAACAUAUUUUGAAAAUAUAUACUUAUAAACCAGUCCCCUGUGUAUCUGAACGCCGUAUCAUUGUCUCAUGUAGCAUACAAGUCGUAAGAAUUGUCAAAUAAACACUCAACCAACUCCGUUGCAGUACAAUGCAAUUCCAUCCAAACCACCCAAUAGACAUAAAUGACAGCAGAAUAAAUAAAUAUAUGAAAACGCAUUCCAUUGUCAGGCUAUGUCACCACUCAGGGUGCAUAGGAGCAGGCUGAACGACGGUCCUCCUCCGCUCAGCAUAGACUGGUUGGGCCUGAACAUAGUGAUCAUCAGCAGGAUAUGGCAAUCGCUCAGCAGGCUGCCUCAUCCUCUCAUACUCAGGCCGUGGCAUACGCUCAAAGUUCUGAGGUCGCCUGCGAUCAACUUCUUCGUAGUAGACAGCAUCGCCACGACGUCGAGUUGUUCGCUCGACCACACGCUCGCCAUUUUCAAGUGAGCGCCGACGACGGUGAUGAGUGCGGUCUGAGCGGUGAUGCUUGGAAGAACGCUCCCAGUCUUCAUGAUCACCGUACAGAACACCCUUGGGCCAGACCUUAUGGGCUACAACAGCAGCGACACCAAUACCGGCUAGAAGGCCAGCCGUAGUCUUGAAGAGCCCAUGGUGACGAUGGUUGUCGCUGCGCUUGGAGCGCCGGGAUGGUGACCGUGAGCUUGAUCGAGACGAGAGUCUUGCUCGUGAUUUAGAGCGCGAUACCAUGCGAGAUGAAGGUCUCCCACGAGGUGCUUGUGAUCGACCACGAGAGGGUGAAGGGGUACGGCUCCUGGACAAUGGCGAUCGGAUGGGAGAUGGGCUUGGCAUUCUAUCAUGGACAGAACUGCGACGUUCAAAGGAUCCAGAGCGAGGAGAGUUCUGCAUGAUGGGCCAAGACUCGCUAGUGCUAGUGUCGGUAGUGAUCUGUAUCUGUAUGUAUGCGUGUGCGUAUGUAUGUACGUCUCACUUGAUUGAAGUUUCAAGUGUUAUAUAAGUCUCGGUAAGGGCACAACUCCAACGGUAGAUUUGUGCCCGAUUGGGUUUUAUUUGUUGUUACUUGGUGAUCUGAAGCAAAUUUUCUGUUGGACAAGGACCAGUGUUCUAACGUUAGAGAGUCAGAGUCAGCCCUCAGUCGCGCCAGAUGGGGUUUCUGUAAGGAUUGUACCUGAAGCAGGACCCACGACUCAGCAAGAAACUAACUGAAAUUUGUCUUCUAAGCACUUGGAAGACUCUGGUAUUUUUUACUGUGCUUCUGGUGCUUAUAAAGACCUAACAGGGAUGUCCUUGUUGAAGAGUACUAGGUAGGUUAUGACGUACAAGAAGGCGGAAACACGAUGGGGCUAUCACGAUGAAGGAAUUGACAAUUGCUCUUGGGGGAAUGGAGAUCAUUCGAGGGAGACACUGUCGAUUUAUGAGUGAAAUACCCCAGACCGAUAAGUUACAGGUCAGUGGCUUAGACGAUAUGUCGAUCUCUUGAGGGAUAAACAUGCGGGGAGAUAUUGAUGAAUGAAUAAAUGAAUUG